AUGCAGGCGCUCCUACUCCCAUCGCGGCUGCCGCCGCCGCUGCUCCGGCAGCGAGGGCUUCCCGCUGUUGCGUCGCUCGCCAGCCAUCCCCUCAACGGAGCUACCCUCCCUACUGGGCGCCUCUGCUUCGGGGGCGGCGAAGCCGCUCCACGGCGCCUCACUGUGGCGGCGGCGGCGUCCUCGUCUUCGUCGGGCCCUCUCUACCCGCCGCCUCCCCCCACCGAGCAGACAAUUGAGCGCGCCAAGCUCGAGCAGGUUAUCAAGAGGCUAGAGAAAACAGCUAGGUAUUUCAAGAAUUUGGGUACCCUAGGGUUCUGGUCCCAGUUGGUGUGCACGUUUGUUUCUGCUGGAAUUUUGUCAUUCUCCACAGUUGUUACCGGGAAGGUUACAUCACCCUUUACAUUCUACACAACUGCUGCUGGCGUUGCUGCAGCUUUUAUUUCAGUCUUCUGGUCAUUUGGCUACAUCCGUCUUUCUGAAAGACUUCGGAAAACAGCAAGCGCACCCGCAAAGAUAUACUUCAGAUAUGGUUUUCUUUCAGAUUCGAAUAUUAAACUGUGGACUGAUUUCCAGGCUCCUCCACGGGCUGAUGUGAUUAAAAGUCUGAAAAAUGGCAUUGUGCUCAAUAUUCUUGGGAUGGGCGCAGCUGUUCUCGGUAUGCAGGCACUUGUUGGUGCUUUGGUAGCAAAAGCCCUUACUACCUCCGCAGUCCCCUAUUAUCAGGCAACUUCCGCCGGCCAAAGUCCUGUUUUGGCUCUAGAUGUAUUCCUGGUUCAGGCCUCAGCAAACACCAUACUGUCGCAUUUCCUAGGUGUGGCGACUUCCCUGGAGCUGCUCCGUUCCGUGUCAAUCGCCCCGACCGAGCCUGCUGCGACAUGA
This is a messenger RNA of Triticum turgidum subsp. durum (durum wheat), 879 nucleotides long. NCBI's taxonomy places the organism in Eukaryota, Viridiplantae, Streptophyta, Magnoliopsida, Poales, Poaceae. The record is from the annotation of a GenBank genome assembly.